AUGUCCGAAGACGGCAACUUAGAACCCAGUUUAUCAUUACAGCUUGCCAAUCUGUUAAAGAAUGGCAUCAAUCCCCAAUCUCAGAACCCAAAGCUAUCCGAUAAUCUCCAAAUAAACCUCAAACUCAAUAGCGAAAUUUAUGCUAUAUGGACUCGUAUGAUUCGAGUUGCCAUAAGCGGAAAAUCUAAGGCCCUGUUAUCUCACUUGACCUCUGAUCCUCCAAGCCAAGAUAAAGAAUCUUACGAUAAUGGCAGAGACAAACUUCAAACCUUCAACCUCCAUGUCAGGGCUAAUGACAUCAAGCAAAAUGACAGCACCCUUGAAGAAUUUUGGAUUACACUCCAAGGUGUCUGGGGAGAAAUCGAUAGGAUCGAUCCUAACCCCAUGAAAUGUCUAGAUGAUAUCAAUACUUACGCAAGAAUAAGGUCAGAGCAAAAACUUUUUCAAUUCUUAAAUGUCCUCGAUCAAAAAUACGAAUCAAUCAAAAGGGAGAUCCUUCGAUUGGAACCAUUGCCUUCGGCGGAGGCAGCUUAUGCUACCGUCCGUAAGGAAGCCGCUCACCAGAAUAUUCUUGGAACAACUAACCACACACAGGGCAUAGCAGCAGGUCUGGUCGCUACUGAAACCGAGGGAAUGGGGCUUGCCACGAAGGGGUAUCGCCGAUCAGAAGGAAAGAAGAAUGGAUCGAUGAUCAAAGAAGAUACAACAAACUUGAAGUGUGAUCACUGUGGCAUGUCAAGACACACCAAAGAGCAGUGCUUUCGGCUCGUUGGUUAUCCUGAAUGGUGGGCCGAUGGCCACAAGAAGAGUACCAAGGGUCUCGGACCAGAAAAAGGAAGAGCUCCGACCACCGAUAAGAAUAUCGAUCGGAAAACCGCCACCGGAUUUGGGGGGGUUGCAGCGACGGGAAUCGAUGAAGAAGAUGAAAGUUUCUCGAUGGAGACAUGUACAGGGGGUAAGAAAGAGGGUAUCUUGAAAACCCCAAUAAAUAAAUUACAUUCUAAUGGUUCUUUUUCUUAUCUUAUCCAAAAGAGUUUUGAAAAUUACAAAAAGAACCUUGAUGUUAAUGGUUGUGCAAUUGUGGCUCAAAAUUAUAAAAUAAAACAUGAACCGUUAUGGAUAUUUGAUUGUGGAGCCACCGACACCAUGACUUACAACUUAUCUGAUUUUUCUAUGUCAACUAAACCAACAAAAUCAUACAUUCAAACCGCUAAUGGAGAAAAAAUGAAUGUAAAAAAUGGGGGAACGAUCGAAAUCUCACCAAUACGAUAUCAAGACGGGAGCGAUAAUUGGGCGUGGCACUGA
Messenger RNA from Lactuca virosa, 1305 nucleotides. The record is from the annotation of a GenBank genome assembly. NCBI's taxonomy places the organism in Eukaryota, Viridiplantae, Streptophyta, Magnoliopsida, Asterales, Asteraceae.